Messenger RNA from Eruca vesicaria subsp. sativa (arugula), 1685 nucleotides. The record is from the annotation of a GenBank genome assembly. NCBI's taxonomy places the organism in Eukaryota, Viridiplantae, Streptophyta, Magnoliopsida, Brassicales, Brassicaceae.
GGGCUUUUCUGUUUCUGGACUCACAUGGCGACUGAAACCCUAGAAAACGGAGUUGAACACCCGGCAAAGGAGGAAACUAGGGUUGGUGAUGCUGAGAAAGAAGAUGAAUCAAAAGACGAAAGUGAAGAGGAGAAGGAGGAAGAAGGAAGUAAGAAGUCUUUGGAGACUCUGAGUAGUAGUAAUAGGCCAAUGAGAGAGAGAAAGAAAGUUGAGCUUUACUCUCUCUCCACUCCUCUGCAACCUACACCAACCAAGUCCCUUUCCAUUGAAAAGGGUCGUGGAACACUGCUCAAGGAAAUUCCAAAUGUGGCUUAUCAACUAUCCAAGAGAAAAGCUGAUAGCGACCUCAUCUUACUACACACCGUUCUGUAUGGGAAGAAAGCAAAGGCACAGAUGGUUAAGAAAAAUAUUGGUCUGUUUUCUGGCUUUGUAUGGUCAGAGAAUGAGGAGGAGAAGCUAAGAGCACGAGUGAAGGAGAAACUUGACAAAUGCGUAAAAGACAAGUUAAUAUUUUUCUGUGAUGUGCUUGAUAUACCUAUAAGCAAAAGCAACAUUAAAAAAGAAGAAGUAGCUGUUAAAGUGCUUGAGUUUUUGGAAUCUCCCAAGGCAUUAAGAGAUGUUUUACUUGCUGAUCGAGAAAAGCAAGCCAAGAAGCGCAAGAGCACACAGAGAAAGAGGAAAUCUGCAGAAUCUUCAGAUACGCCAGCCAAGAGGAAAAGACAAACUAAAAAGCGUGAGCAUCCAUCUGACACAGAAGAAGGCAAGGGUGAGGGUGAUUCUGAUUCGGAAGGCACUAAGGAUACUCAUGAUCAAGAUGAUGCAGCACCAGAAGAAGAUAGUGACCAUGUAAAAACUGAAACUGAAGAUGAGAAAGACGAAGCAGAAUAUGAGAAGCCAUCUGAUAAGAAAAUCUCAUCGAAAAAGACUAAAGAGGAGAGCUCAUCAGGCACCAAAGACAAAGAUAAACAAGCGUCUGCUAACGGUUCUAAGAAAUCUAGUGAAAAUUCCUCCAAAAGAGUUGAUAAGUCAACUUCAUCCCCAGCCAAGAAGCAAAAAGUUGAUAAUGAAAAGUCUUCUAAAGGGAAAAGCAAGAAACAGUCAGUUAAAACACAGGCUAAUGGAUCCAAAGAGAAAGGAAAAGCUACUAAGAAAGGCAAAGUAGAGCCAACCAGAGAAGCAAUGCUUGAAUUUGUGUCCAAAAUUCUGAAGGAAGUAGACUUCAACACGGCGACAUUAUCAACUAUUCUGCAGAAGCUAAGUGACCAUUUUGGUGUUGAUCUCUCGCAUAGAAAACCAGAGGUGAAGGAGGUUAUUCAAGAUGCAAUAAAUGAAAUGACUGAUGAUGAAGAAGAAGACGAAGAAGAAAAAUCUGAGGCUGGAAGCGACAAAGAGAAUGAAGAAGAGGAAAAAGCUGAGGCUGAAAGUAACAAAGGGAUAGAAGAAGAAGAAGAAGAGGAGAAGCUAAAGGAUAAAGCUUAGCGAGUUUCUUCUCUCAAAAGAUCUGAUGUGAAGAGAAGCAAAACUGAUCAACAUUGUGCACUUGAUAGUUAGAGAGUGCUGAAUCUUUACUUUGUACUACUAUGUAAUCUCUAUAGUUUCAUCGUGUAGUGUCAGUGACUUCUUCUUGUGUAGCUGUUAGGUUUUCUAAUCCUUGUUUUAUUUGCUACCCUUGAUAGGAAAUUUCC